Molecule: messenger RNA, 3474 nt
Organism: Neoarius graeffei (lesser salmon catfish)
Lineage: Eukaryota; Metazoa; Chordata; Actinopteri; Siluriformes; Ariidae
Product: NACHT, LRR and PYD domains-containing protein 12-like
Exons: 14
Coding region: 1-3474 (1157 amino acids)
Molecular function (GO): protein binding
Source: RefSeq, a predicted model, not a curated record
AUGAUAAGAGACUCGCGUGUGGAGUUCCAGAGAACCCCAAAACAGGAACCAGAAAACAGCUGCAGAAAUUUGAUAGAGUCCGUAUUCCAGCUGGAGCACAAAGUCAUCACAUUGGUGAAGAAUGAACUGAACAAUUUAAAGAAGCUACUGAGUGCUGAUUACCCAGCAUGCUCUGAGAGGGAGGAGAAAGCGGAGGAGGAGGAUCUGGACCGUAUUAGAGAGAGUGUGCUGAAGAUCACACUGCGUAUCCUGAAGAACCUGAAGCAGAAAGAUCUCGCUCACCAACUGCAGAUCAAGCUGGCCUCUGUAUAUCAGCGAAAACUCAAAUCCAGACUUGGAGAUAAAUUUAAAAGGAUAAAUGAAGGAAUCUCCCAGCAUGGGACAUCAGUACUUCUGAAUCAGAUCUACACAGAGCUCUACAUCACAGAGGGCUGGAGUGAAGACAUCAGUGAUGAACAUGAGGUGAGACAGAUUGAGACAGUGUCCAGGAGACCAGUAACAGAGGAGAAACCCAUCAAAUGUAAUGAUCUCUUUAAAUACACGUCCAUCAGAAGUGUGCUGACUAAAGGAGUUGCUGGAAUUGGAAAAACUGUCUCUGUGCAGAAGUUCAUUCUGGACUGGACUGAAGGGAAAGUGAAUCAGGACGUCACCUUUAUGUUUCCACUUCCCUUUAGAGAGCUGAAUCUGAUGAAGCAGCAAAACCUCAGUCUGAUGAAUCUUCUUCAUCAGUUUUUCCCUGAUAUUAAGGACCUAGAAGUAAUAGACAGUGAUACCUACAAAAUCUUGUUGAUCUUCGAUGGUCUGGAUGAGUGUCGAUUUCCUUUAGAUUUCCAGAACAAUGAGAGAUUGUGUGAUGUGACCGAGUCGGCCUCAGUGGAUGUGCUGCUGACAAACCUCAUCAAGGGGAACCUGCUUCCCUCUGCUCUCCUCUGGAUAACCACUCGACCAGCAGCAGCCAAUCAGAUCCCUCCUGAGAGUGUAGACCAGGCAACAGAGGUACGGGGGUUCAGUGAUCCUCAGAAAGAGGAGUACUUCAGGAAGAAGAUCAGUGAUCAGAGCCUGGCCAAUAAAAUCAUCACACACAUGAAGUCUUCAAGAAGCCUCGACAUCAUGUGCCACAUCCCAGUCUUCUGCUGGAUCUCAGCCACUGUUCUCGAAAGAAUGUUGGGUGACGCAGAGAGUGGAGAGAUCCCCAAGACUCUGACUCAAAUGUUCACACACUUCCUGAUCUUUCAGAUCAAACACAAGGGACAAAAGUACCAUGGAACAUAUGACCCUGAUCCUCAGCAGACCAGAGAGAGUAUCCUGGCACUGGGAAAACUGGCUUUCCAACAGCUGGAGAAAGGAAAUCUGAUCUUCUAUGAGGAAGACCUGAGAGAGUGUGGCAUUGGUGUUCGAGAAGUGGCAGUGUACUCAGGGGUGUGUACUCAGAUCUUCAGAAAAGAAUCAGGACUCCACCUGGGGAAGAUGUUCAGCUUUGUGCAUCUGAGCAUUCAGGAGUUUUUGGCUGCGUUGUAUGCAUUUCUCUGCUUUCUUGACAAAAACUCAACAAAAGAACAAACUACUGCUCUGUCUGGUCUUUUCAACACAUCAGAAAUGUCUGACUUCCUCAAAAGUGCAGUGGACCAGGCCUUACAGAGUGACACCGGACACUUGGAUCUUUUCCUCCGCUUCCUUCUGGGCCUCUCAGUGGAGUCCAAUCAGAAGCUCAUUCGAGAUCUGCUGCCACACACAGGAAGCAGCUCUGACUGCCAGAAGGACAUAGUUGAGUACAUCAAGUUCAAGUUUGAACAAAAUCCAUCUCCAGAGAGAUUAAUAAACCUUUUCUACUGUCUGAAUGAGUUAAAUGAUGAUUCACUCGUGAAAGAGAUCCAAAGUUACAUGAGCUCAGGACGUCUCUCUGAAGCUGAACUCUCACCUGCUCAGUGGUCUGCUCUGGUCUUUGUGUUGCUGACAUCAGAUGAGGAUCUGGAAGUGUUUCAGCUACAGAAGUUCAUAAAGUCAGAUGAAUGCUUUAAGAGGCUGCUACCAGUCGUCCAGCAAGCCACAACAGUUCUGCUCAGUGAUUGUAACCUGACAGAGAGAAGCUGCUCAGCUUUACACACAGUUCUCAGCUCUGAAUCCUCCAAACUGACUGAGGUGGAUCUGAGCAGUAACCAUCUGGAGGACUCAGGAGUGAACCAGCUUUGUGUUGGACUGGAGAGUCCAAACUGUAAACUGGAGAAACUGAGACUUUCAGACUGCAGUAUAACAGAGGAAGGAUACACUGCUCUGGCUGAAGCUCUGAGACGAAACCCAUCAUCACACCUGCUAGAGCUGGAUCUCAGAGGGAACGACCCUGGAGCAUCAGGAGUGAAGCUGCUCACUGAUUUACUCCAGGAUCCAGACUGUAAACUAACAACACUGAGUUUGUUGAAACAUCCUGCUGCACAAGAGGCCUGUACUUGGCUAAAUUCAGUUUUAGAUGAAAACCCUUUACUCCUAAAAGAGCUGGAUCUGAGCAUGAAGGAACCAGGAGACUCAGGGGUGAAGAAGCUCUCAGCUCUACUGGAAGACUCUCACUGUAAAUUUCAGAAAAUUCGGCUGAAUAAAAGUAAUCUGACUGUGGAGAGCUGUUCAGCUUUAGCCAGUGUUCUCAAAUUAAAGUCCUGCAGUGUGAGAGAGCUGGACCUGAGCAACAACAGUCUGCAGGAUCCAGGAGUCACUCAGCUUUCUGCUGGACUGAAGAAUCCACAGUCUCCACUCAGAACACUGAGACUGUGUAACUGCAGUGUAGCAGCUGAAGGCUGUGCUGCUUUGGCUGCAGCUCUGGAAGAAAAUCCCUCACAGCUCAGAGAGCUGGAUCUGAGCGGGAAUAAAGCAGGAGACUCAGGAAUAAAGCACAUCUCGAACCUCCUACAGAAUUCACACUGCCUCCUGGAAACACUCAAACUUUCAGACUGCAGUAUAACAGAGGAAGGAUACACUGCUCUGGCUGAAGCUCUGAGACUAAACCCAUCAUCACACCUGAGAGAGCUGGAUCUCAGAGGGAACGAUCCUGGAGCAUCAGGAGUCCAACAACUCACUGAUCUGCUGCAGGAUCCACAUUACAGACUGCAGAAACUUACACUGUGGAACAGUGUCAGUGAGAAAUCCUGCACUGCUUUGGCUUCAGCUCUCUGUACAAAUCCAUCACACAUCAGAGAGCUGGAUCUGAGUGAGUGUAAACUGGGAGACUCAGGAGUGGAGAAGCUCUGUGAUCUACUGAAGAAACACGAGUGUAAACUGGAGACACUGCUACUGUGGAACAGCAUCAGUGAGAAAUCCUGCACUGCUUUGGCUUCAGCUCUCUGUACAAAUCCAUCACACAUCAGAGAGCUGGAUCUGAGUUGGUGUAAACUGGGAGACUCAGGAGUGGAGAAGCUCUGUGAUCUACUGAAGAAACACGAGUGUAAACUGGAGACGCACGCCUCGGGCUGUGCGAGCACCGAGUGA